Molecule: messenger RNA, 2047 nt
Organism: Coffea eugenioides
Lineage: Eukaryota; Viridiplantae; Streptophyta; Magnoliopsida; Gentianales; Rubiaceae
Product: bifunctional riboflavin biosynthesis protein RIBA 1, chloroplastic-like
Exons: 7
Coding region: 208-1818 (536 amino acids)
Biological process (GO): riboflavin biosynthetic process
Cellular component (GO): chloroplast
Molecular function (GO): GTP cyclohydrolase II activity; 3,4-dihydroxy-2-butanone-4-phosphate synthase activity
Source: RefSeq, a predicted model, not a curated record
UUUCCCAAAUGCAACCAAUAGAAUCAAACUCACUCUACCCUUUCUGCACUUGAAUUAUCCUGAAGGACUAAAAUCCAUCUUCACCAAGGCUUGCUUCUUUCGCGGGAUUUAAUUCUUGGUUCCAAAGACCAAAUUAGCAUUAAUGUCAAGCUGAAUUAACAUUUUUCCAGGACAGGUUUCAUUUAACUCAAGUCGGAUUUUCAAGAAAUGGCUUCAUUCCAGCUUUAUUGCUCUUCCAUGGCUAUUUCACGUUUGCAACACCAGGAUGGCCUGUAUUGCCUAAAACCAGUCACAGGAAGCAAAUAUACAACUGAUUUCAUCUCGUUCAGUGUAGCUCAAAGUUUGCACUGGAAUUGCAAGACCAAUGGCACUAGAUCUGCAUUAUUGUCAGAAGGAAGUGAUUUCACAUUGCAUAAUGGAAGCAUUACUGAUGCAAGUCAAGGUGACCUUGUCAAUGAGUGCACACAACCUGAUACUGUAGCCUUUGGAACCCUGGCAGAAGAAAUAACUCCUAAUACAAUUGGGUAUUUUACUACUGAUGAUGAAUUUGACUUGGAUCGUCCAACUGAAGGAUUUUCAUCCAUACCAGAAGCAAUUGAAGACAUUCGUCAAGGCAGGAUGGUAAUUGUUGUGGAUGAUGGAGACAGGGAAAAUGAGGGGGAUUUGAUUAUGGCGGCAUCAAUGGUCACACCUCAAGCUAUGGCAUUUAUUGUAAAGCAUGGGACUGGAAUAGUUUGUGUGAGCAUGAAAGGAGAAGAUUUAAAGAGGUUGGAACUUCCACUUAUGGUGUCACAGAAUGAGAAUGAUGAGAAACUCAGUACAGCUUUUACUGUCUCAGUGGAUGCAAAACAUGGUACGACAACAGGUGUCUCAGCUCAGGAUAGAGCAACAACGGUACUAGCUCUGGCAUCCAUAGUUUCGAAACCUAAGGAUUUCAAUCGCCCAGGACAUAUCUUUCCGCUCAAGUACAGGGAAGGAGGGGUGCUCAAAAGAGCUGGUCAUACAGAAGCUUCCGUGGAUCUUGCUGUAUUAGCUGGCUUAGACCCUUGUGCUGUUCUCUGUGAGAUAGUGGAUGACGAUGGUUCCAUGGCCAGGUUACCAAAGCUUCGCCAGUUUGCACAAGAAGAAAAUUUGAAGAUUAUCUCUAUUGCUGAUCUGAUAAGGUUUCGCAGGAAACGGGACAAACUGGUCGAGAGGGCUGCUGUAGCAUCAAUACCAACAAUAUGGGGACCUUUUAAUGCAUAUUGCUUUAAGUCUCUCUUGGAUGGGAUUGAGCAUAUUGCCAUGGUCAAAGGUGAAAUCAGAGAUGGGCAAAAUAUUCUUGUGAGAGUACAUUCGGAGUGCCUUACUGGUGACAUAUUUGGCUCUGCCAGAUGUGACUGUGGUAACCAGCUUGCUCGUGCAAUGGAGCAAAUUGAAGCAGCCGGUAGGGGUGUGUUAGUGUAUCUCCGUGGCCAUGAAGGAAGGGGAAUCGGUUUGGGGCACAAGCUUCGUGCUUACAACCUGCAAGAUGAUGGGCGUGAUACAGUAGAAGCAAAUGAGGAGCUCGGUUUACCUGUUGAUUCCAGGGAGUAUGGUAUUGGUGCUCAGAUAUUGCGAGAUCUUGGUGUUCGAACAAUGAAGCUGAUGACAAACAACCCUGCAAAAUAUGGUGGUCUCAAAGGCUAUGGUCUUUCAAUUGCUGGAAGAGUCCCACUAUUAACUCCAAUAACUAGAGAAAAUAGUAGAUAUCUGGAGACCAAGCGUGCAAAGCUGGGGCAUGUUUUUGGAACGGAUUCAAAUAGUCAUGGCAAUGGUAGUACCAGCGAGACAGCUUAAGGUAGCGUUUAUUGUAUUUGUAUGGUAUGGUUUGGACUCGAAGAAAACGUUACAAGUAAUGCAUCUUUGUUUGAGCAUUUUAGUGGUUAGAUAUCAUAUCAGGAGAGCGUUUGUACCGUGGAAUUGGGUUGAAAUUUUGAUCAUUUUUAGGCUUCGAGAUUUUCAAUUAGUAUUAUUCAUGGAACCCACGUAAACAGUAAUAAUUGAAUGUCCCACCUCUAUUGUUGAA